Molecule: messenger RNA, 3998 nt
Organism: Pseudonaja textilis
Lineage: Eukaryota; Metazoa; Chordata; Lepidosauria; Squamata; Elapidae
Gene: KCTD1
Product: potassium channel tetramerization domain containing 1
Biological process (GO): negative regulation of DNA-templated transcription; protein homooligomerization
Cellular component (GO): nucleus
Molecular function (GO): transcription factor binding; transcription corepressor activity
Source: RefSeq, a predicted model, not a curated record
UGGCGCCCCCUCAGUGCCGGUGAGCGCCCGCGGUAUGGCCACUUCGAUCGUUAGCAAAGCGGUGGCACCACUUGCCGCCGAGGACUCUGACCCGGAGGCGGAGUUGCUCCUGCAGCGCCCCGAGCGGGCUCGGCUGAGCGAGAACACGCGCUUGGCCACCCGCUACGCGGUGCGCAUCUUCCGCGAGUACCUGAGCGAGAAAGCCCAAAGCCCCGACUUCGAGACCAUGGACAAGGGGGCGCUGUGCCGCGUGUUACGCUCCUUCUACGCCGAGGCGCGCUCCAAGAGCGGGCAGCUCUACUCCAAGUCGUCGCUCAUCAGCAUCCGCAGCUCCCUCAACCGCUACCUCAAUGAACCUCCUUAUUGCCGCACCCUCGACCUCACCAAGGACCCGGAGCUGCGCGCCGCUAAUCUGACUCUGGCCGCCGUCAUCCGGAAGCUGGAGGAGCAGGGCGCCGGGCCGGUGGUGCAGAAGCAAGCCAUUACGCGCGCUGACCUUCGGAAGCUCUACACGUGCAACGUGUUCAGCACGCAGAGCCCCUUCGGGCUCCUGAACAAGGUCUGGUUCGAGACGUGCAUGUACUUCUGCACGCGGGGCCGCGAGAACCAGCGCGAGCUCGAGGAGGACUCCUUCGGAUUGGCCAUGGACGAGGACGGGCGCAAGUUUGUCUACUUUAAGGCCCUGGGGCCGUAUCAUAAGUCGCGCUCGUCGUCUUGGAGCAAAAAGCGCGCCGAGAACAGCGACGAGGAGAAUUUGCCGCGCAUGUACGAAACCGGCACGGAGUUCUGUCCUUACGCCAGUUUUGUGAAAUACUUGGCGAAGCGGAACCCGCUCUGCAAGGCCUUUUUUCAGCGACCGCGGGACCACUGCAGCGAGGGCGACGUCACCUGGUACGAGAACAAGGCCAUCGGCAAGAAUCUGCUGGGCACCCGCAUGCAGAUGCUCUCCAAGGCGGCCAAGCUUUCCAAGACUUAUACUAACCACUGCAUCGGCGCAGUCUCUAUCGCCACCCUCAACAGUAUUGCAGGCAUCGGCACCAAGCUGUCCUCAGGGGCCGCCGGCGGAGGAGGUCUCAACGGCAGAGCCCGCCUCCCGCCCGUUCCCGCCAACAACACUUACGUUCUGCCCAAGGACGGCGACAACCACCCAAGCGUGAAGGCCGAAGCGGCGGCUGUUCUGGUGCCGACUAAGCGCUCCCAUGAGGCCAUGUACGAUGCCGGGGGCGGGGCCGCGGUAGUGGGAGAUGCCUGCGGCCUUUCCUCGUCCCCCAAAAGACUUUGUCUCAGGCCUGCGGAGCCCCUCGACACAGCCGCCGUGGUGGUGGUCUCGGUGAAACAUGACCCUUUGCCUCUCAUACCUGAAGCCAGCGGGCCGAGAAGCACUAGCUCUCCCACAGUCAUUUCACCUGCAAUGAUUUCCCCUACACAGGACAGUCGGCCCAAUAUGUCAAGACCUCUGAUCACUAGGUCCCCUGCAUCUCCUUUGAACAAUCAAGGCAUCCCCACACCAGCACAACUCACAAAAUCCAAUGCACCGGUUCAUAUUGACGUGGGUGGGCACAUGUACACCAGCAGCUUGGCCACACUAACUAAAUAUCCUGAAUCAAGAAUUGGGAGGCUAUUUGAUGGCACAGAGCCCAUUGUUUUGGAUAGCCUGAAGCAGCACUACUUCAUCGAUAGAGAUGGCCAAAUGUUCAGAUAUAUUUUGAAUUUUCUACGAACUUCAAAACUACUCAUACCAGAUGAUUUCAAGGAUUACAGUUUGUUAUAUGAAGAAGCAAAGUAUUUUCAGCUUCAGCCCAUGCUAGGGGAAAUGGAAAGAUGGAAACAGGAUCGAGAGACAGGCCGGUUUUCAAAAUCUUGUGAGUGCUUGGUUGUACGUGUUGCUCCGGAUCUUGGAGAAAGAAUUACUUUGAGUGGAGAUAAAUCUUUAAUAGAAGAGGUUUUCCCAGAAAUUGGUGACGUGAUGUGCAAUUCAGUCAAUGCAGGUUGGAAUCAUGACUCGACGCAUGUCAUCAGAUUUCCAUUGAAUGGAUAUUGUCACCUCAAUUCAGUUCAGGUACUUGAGAGAUUGCAACAAAGAGGAUUUGAAAUUGUUGGCUCAUGUGGGGGAGGAGUGGACUCUUCCCAAUUCAGUGAAUACGUACUUAAGCGAGAACUCAGAAGGACAUCUCGUUCAUCUUCAGUCAUUCGAAUAAAACAAGAACCUCUGGACUAAGGACACUUUUUCUUAUGCAACACAAGGGGAACCUUUUUCAUGUGCAGUUGGGACACCAAACAGCUUUAGAAUGAAAAGUUGAAUAAAGAUAUGUUUAUAUCAAAUAUAGAGACCAUGCCUGUAUUCAGAUGAGAGCAUUGGAAUAGUAAUAAUAACUUCAAGGUGUAAAAUAUGUAUAUGUGAAACAUUAUGUUUGCAAAAGAAAAUAAAAAUGGGUAAGUGAGGUUGGUGCUGUGAUGGCCAUUAAGUCUCCUAGGCCUCAGUAAGGCCUGAUUGACCAUGAAGAAACCAUUGCCAUUACUGGAAGCUAACAUCUCUUUUCUGUUUUCCAUUAUUAAAUGGCAGUCAGCUUUUCAGUGUAUACACCUUGAAUCAAGUUUACAGAUGCCUGCUUUGGAAGUGACUGAACAGAACUCCAGAAGAGUUUUCUUCAUCCAUUGCAUAAUAAAAGGUCAUAAGCAAGGAUUUAAAAAUGUAGCUUGUACAGAAGUCAUAUACUUCUGCCCACCUGACAGAUGUGAACAUUUUUCUCUUUCUAAAAAGGAUCUAGAAUUUAUUAUUAUACAGUAGAAUUGCCCUGGUUUGAGUAAUGAGUUCAGAAGUGUUUUUUUAACUUAAUAAUAUAUGAAGUACAAUAAAUUCACUUAAAAGGAACUAUUAAAAUUGGCAUUAAAUAACAAGACAAUCUUUUUAAAACAUAACCUUUAAUUCACUGUUAUGCAUUUUAUGCAUUUAUAGAGUGCAAUGCCAUAUACAAUGUCUGAGAAUCAGUCUUACUGAUCUCAGGAGAUACGUAUAGAACUGCACUGUAAACAAUGAAUUCUGUUUGGAAAAAAUAUGAAGGCACGAAGAAGUUAGUAAAAAAAGGUAUCUAAUCCAUUCUAGCAAAAGAAAAUCCAUUGCGCUUUAUGGUGCUACUUUCUCUUCACUGAUUUUAGCCUUGUUUGAAAAGGUGGCUUUAUGAUAAAAUCCCAAUGUUAGUCCUAGAAUUUUAUAGAUUUUUUUUUUUAAGAUUUGGUAAAACAGUUAAUUGGAGAUUUACACCUAACAUCUCGGUAUAGCUUCAUCAGUGUUUUUAGAUUUGUCCUCUUAAAUCUUACAUUAAUUUUUUUUUACAAAGUAUGCUUCUAUUCUGCAUUGUUUUGCCUUUCUCAAAACAGGAAAGAUGGUUGCCUACCACUAUCGUCAUCAGUUACUGGGAUUUCAUUCACUUUGUACUAAUUCAGUAAUAAAGGAAGCCAUUAGUAAACCUCUUUGAUACAUGUGGACACAUUCAUGAAGUUACCGGGAGUUACAAAGAAAUAAUGCAUUACUUUGUUACUUUGGUAUCUGAAGUCAUCUAUGUUUAAUCUACACUUUUAUUAAAAUGAGAAAUACCAUAUUGUCUGGACCCAUAAGAAUAAUUAUUGGCUAUUAGUUCUUUUUUCCCAAUAUGAGUAGAAAACUGACUGAGAAAACUUUUAUUAGUAGGCAAAAUUUGUACUGCUUUAUAAUAUUGGGAUAUAUUGCAGUUGCAGUUGUUUUAUCUUUUUUCUUUACCUGUUUUUUAAUGUGAAGUUUGGAAAAAAAUUGAUGACUUUAAAAAAGAAUGAAAAAAUAGGAGCAUGAAUCUAUAAAAAUUUAAGAAAUAGCACAUUGCUUAAGUUGGUCUGAAUAAGAGUUUUAUGUUACAUGUUUUAAAGUUCCUCUUCUCAAGGAAUGACAUAGUUCCCCCUUUUUUGUCCAAGUUAUAUUAACUAAGUGGGUUUGGAAGAUAUUACAAAUUAUACUGCAGAAGCCC